UACGUAUGUAAAAUAUAGUUGAUCAUUAAUUAAAUAUAAAAAAAAAUUAUUCCAAAGUUCAUUUCAAUGAUGGCUGUGAAUAAUUGCAAUCAAAUAUUUAGAGUUCGUAAUAUUAUUAAAAAUGUUUAUAGAAGUAAUUCAUCAAUUUAUGUGCAAGGCCAAGAACCAGAACCUAAGAUUCGGGAAUAUUUUUAUUAUAUCGAUCAUCAGGGAAUGUUAUUUUUAGAUGAUGCUCGCAUGAAAAAUUUUACAUCAUGUUUCAAGGAAAAGAAAUUCUUGAGGUUCUUUUUUAACCAGCUGAGAUUGAAUAAGACCAAACGUUAUGAGGAGUUUCCAUUCAUUUCAAUCUGUGGCAAGGAAAGAAACUUUGUAAGAUGUGAUGACUUGCCAUUUGUGUUUUCUCAUGUUUUUGAACAAAACACUGAGAAUUACUUAGCAUAUAAUAAUGCAGACAAUAUUCUCAACAUAAAAUUUGAGCCUGAAAAGAUCUUUAUGUUACCUGAAACUGGAAGGGUGUACCAUCCGGCACCUGAGAGAGCAGGAUCUGUUGGUUUAGUUAAAUCAAAGUUAGCUAUAGAAUUUAGUAAAUACUUUACAUUUGAUAAUGGGGAAAACAAUCCUCCAACUCACUUCACAUUCAAAGAUGUAAAUUAUAAGCUGAAGAAUGAUUGGUUUUUAAAUUUAAAGAAAUAGGAUAUAAUUGGUUAUGAAUAGUACAUAUGUAUAAAUA
Nicrophorus vespilloides is the source of this 730-nucleotide messenger RNA. RefSeq names its product UPF0598 protein CG30010. The transcript is spliced from 2 exons. The coding region runs from base 67 to 693 and encodes 208 amino acids. The record is from RefSeq and is a predicted model, not a curated record. NCBI's taxonomy places the organism in Eukaryota, Metazoa, Arthropoda, Insecta, Coleoptera, Silphidae.